GCUGGGAGUGGGGUGUGGGUGUCAAUAGGCACUGGGGCUCAGCCUAGAGCAGCUGUGGGAUGAGGCGUGGUUGGACGCCUGGGUUCCCUGGGAGAGCAGGGUGGAUGCAGCAGACAGAAGGAGCCGAGGAGGAGAGUUACUUCUCACUGUUGGGUUCCCAGAUAUUAUUGGACUUCAGCUCCCAUAUCGUUGACUUGCUGAGAGUCGACAAAGAUUCAUAGCCUGUCCUGGGCUUGCUCUUGAAAAACGAGGUUGCUUAUCCUCACAACAACCCUGUGGGGUAGGCUAGGCUGCGAGAGAAGGGACUGGCCCAGUGUCGUCGCUGACCUUGCUGCUUCACUAUGGGGCCAUCUCUGUGCCAUGUUUCGAGCUAGCAAGCCCAACGUGCCUGACGCUGAUGCACCGGAGCCUCGGGGCGUGCAGGGGCAUUCUGCAUGCGGGACGGCGGAGAGGGCACCUCCGAGCCAUGGCAGCGCAGAGCGGGAAUGCUGGGUCUGGAUCCAAGGAUGCCGCCUCGGAUGGAACAGUGACUGCUGGGGUCAUUAUUAUUGGGGACGAGAUCCUGAAGGGCUACACCCAGGACACCAACUCCUUCUUCAUGUGCAAGAAGCUCCGCUCGCUGGGUGUCAAGGUGGCCAAGAUCUCCGUGGUGCCUGAUGAGGUAGACUCCAUUGCCGCCGAGAUCGCAGCUUUCUCACGCCAGUUCACCUACGUCCUGACGUCCGGUGGGAUUGGCCCCACCCACGAUGACGUGACCUUCGAGGCGGUGGCCAAGGCAUUCGGGGAGAAGGUUUCCCCCCACCCAGAGAUGGUGGAGCUGGUGAAGAAGUUUUUCGGCAAGACGGACGCGGAGUGUCCCGAGAUGAAGCUGGCCCGCGUCCCCGAGUCCUCGCUUCUCAACUACGGCGUGGACAAGAAGACCGGGCGCAUUUUCAGUUACCCCCUCGUCAGCGUCCGUAACGUCUAUGUCUUCCCAGGCAUCCCGGCGCUGAUGACUCGGGCCCUUGAGGGGCUAGGCCAUCUCUUCCACAACGAGAAGACCCAGUUCCGCUCGCAGGAGAUCUACGUGAACGCUGACGAGACCCUCAUUGCCCCUGUGCUUGAUCGGGCCAAUGCAAGCUUCAGACGCCGGACCUGCCUGGGCUCCUACCCAGACUGGGUCAGCAACUACUUCCGGGUCAAGCUCACCCUGGACUCGGAAUCAGAGGCCCACCUGGAGGAAGCCCACAACUUUCUGAUGAAGAACCUUCCUGAGGGCGUCGUGGUGCCCUUAGUUGCUGAUCCGGUCUCCCGGGCAGCUGUCGACGUGUACGCCCUGGCUGAGUCUGGUUCCCCCCUUGGCCAGAAGGUGGCAGUAGCAAUCCGGACCAUCGAGGAAGCCCUGGACCGCUACGUCCUCUCCAAACUUUGUGUAGGAUUCAACGGUGGGAAAGACUGCACAGCUCUCCUUCACCUGUUCCAUGCUGCUGUACAGAGGCGGUUCUCGGAAAGGACAGAAAAGUUGAAGGCGCUCUACAUCCGCACGGUCUCCCCAUUUCCCGAGAUGGAGGAGUUCAUCAAAGAUACCAGUCAGAGGUAUGACCUCCACAUCUGUAACGUCCACGGGAACAUCAAGCAGGCACUAGCGGACCUGAAGACCCUGCAUCCGGAGCUGGAGGCUGUGUUGAUGGGUACCCGGCGCACUGACCCUUAUUCCCGCACCUUGAUGCCUUUCUGCAUGACUGACCCCGACUGGCCGCAGUACAUGCGGGUCAACCCUCUCUUGGACUGGACGUACCGAGAUAUCUGGAAGUUCCUUCGUACGCUUUAUAUCCCCUACUGCAUACUUUACGACAAGGGCUACACUUCGCUGGGCAGCAUGAGUAACACGCAGAAGAAUCCGGCCCUGCGCUAUACGGACGACCGAGGGCGAGAGUGCUACUGGCCGGCCUAUGAGCUAGAAAACGAAGGGGACGAACGCAGCUCCCGCCACUGACGCCUGCCUAGGCCUGGCGCUUGUUGCCUUGGCAACCACUGCCCAGGUCCCAGAGAGGUAUACAAAAAUAAAUACAAAUCCCAGUUCUCCAAGCUUGGUGAAGGAUGGCUUGUCUGAAAGCAACCAGGAACAAAAGAGCAACCCAGAGAAACGCCGCUUGGCCUUGAGAAAUGGGAGAGAGACUAGUGGCGCUGGCAUCCAACCUGCAUUUCUGUGGGCUGCCCAGAUGUAACAACAGGAAACGGAGGCUUCUGGCCUUGAGAUGCAGACCCGGGUUGUAUCCAGCUCAUCCUAAGACACAGUCCGCUCGUUCGGAAAUAUCGCAUUGUACAUUCCUCCUGGAAUUGAAUGCCUUCAGAAUUGGGUGACCAGAUGCCAGGGAGAAUUGGGCUCUGCAGCUUUAAACACUGUGUAGAAGAGAGAAUUUCCUCUGAAGUGGGGUGUGUGUGUGUGUGUGUGUGUGUGUGUGUGUAGAGAGAGGAGAAGCUGCAGUGACUAAACUUCCUCUAUUCUCCUUGGCAUCUAUAUUCAAGCAAAAACCCUUGCAUGUAAAAAGGUAGCACUCUAAUGUGCUAGUUUUCUGCAUGUAGGAUUUCUUUACUUUGUAUUAGAUAACUGGAACAUGGGAUUUCUCCCUGCCUACGUUCUGAGGUGGCCCCGCUGCACCUUUUCAGAGGAUUGGAUGUGCUAUCUCCAGGUUUCUAAUCCAAGUGUAUACAGGGCCUCACUCUGUGCUGGGUCCCUCUGGCUACCCAGAGUGCCAAGCUGGCUUUCUGCAGGGAUGUGUCCAUGGGAUGGGGGAGAUAACUGCCUCCCCCCAGAACCCUUCUCACACUCCCAGCUGAGUUCCCAGAGAGAGCCCAACAGAGUGAAGAUGCCAUGUUGAUGCCCCAAUAGUUGGGGCCUGCAAGUCCCCCCCGUCCCCCCCACUCCUCCAGUGAAAUUGCAGUUGAGCUGGGAUAAGGAUUCGGACCACAACACACAGGGAGGAGGAAUUUAGCCUCAUCUUGUCCUGCGGUCAUGUUGUUUGGCUCUUAGACACAACUCGUGCUGACUUCUCCAACAUUGUAAUCCAUCCUUUUCCCUGUACAUGCCCUGGUUUGAAAUGCAAAUAAAAUAACUUUGAAUUGUG
This is a messenger RNA of Hemicordylus capensis (graceful crag lizard), 3107 nucleotides long. RefSeq names its product flavin adenine dinucleotide synthetase 1 (gene FLAD1). Gene Ontology annotation, molecular function: FMN adenylyltransferase activity. The transcript is spliced from 9 exons. Lineage: Eukaryota; Metazoa; Chordata; Lepidosauria; Squamata; Cordylidae. Gene Ontology annotation, biological process: FAD biosynthetic process. The record is from RefSeq and is a predicted model, not a curated record. The coding region runs from base 398 to 1975 and encodes 525 amino acids.